This is a messenger RNA of Lingula anatina, 1704 nucleotides long. Its product is annotated as scavenger receptor cysteine-rich domain-containing protein DMBT1. NCBI's taxonomy places the organism in Eukaryota, Metazoa, Brachiopoda, Lingulata, Lingulida, Lingulidae. The record is from RefSeq and is a predicted model, not a curated record. Gene Ontology annotation, cellular component: membrane.
AUGGCUUCAUACACUUCCUUAUCACUGGCUUCUUUAUGCGACAGCUACACUGGUGCUGUGGGACUUCAACGCUCAUAUUUCGGCAAAAGUAACGUCCGCGUAGCUCCGUUUACAUUCCACUGCAAUGGUGUUGAGAAUUCGCCUCUUGAAUGUGUUAGAGAAGACCUUGGAGACGAGGCCGAUUGCGACAGCUACCACACCGCAGGUGUGAAAUGCAUACCUGCACCCGGGCCUUACGAAGUGCGCCUGAUUAAGGACGGCGUUCCCAACAGUGAGGAAGGUCGAGUGGAGGUGAGAGAUAGGAACGCUGGCCACUGGGGAACUAUCUGCAGUGAUGGCUGGGACGCCAGGAGCGCCACAGUGGUCUGCAGGAUGCUUGGACACAGCCGGUUUAUAGCCUCUGUGAUGGAUGACGGUGACGUCACACCAGGGAGUGGCGCCAUCUACCUUGAUGACGUAUCCUGUCGCGGAGACGAGCUUUCUCUGGAACAGUGCUACAGCCGUCCUUGGACCGUUCACAACUGCCGCCACGAACAGGAUGCCGGAGUGAGAUGUAUUCUUCUUUAAAUCUUGGCACAGAUGAGUUUACGUUUGUGGGAAGAAAUAAUGAAUGCAAAACGCACUUCCCGACUACCACACAGUGGUACCAAAUACGACACUCCUCGAUUUACAAAUAAACAUUUGUUCGGUACCAAGAGGAACUAAUUACACUGACUCUAUCGACGCAUUUGGUGGACUUAUGAAAGAUAAUAGCAGCUGAGCGUUCACACAAUAUUUCAUAGUAUGCAUCGACAAACCUGCUUUUCGAAGCGUGUUAUCCCCCUGUAUCACAGCAACCUAAAAGACUCGAUCCCCUCAACAGUUACACUUUUCAACAUAUCGUAUUUGUAACAUGUUUUUAUUUUCGAAUUUGUUUGCAUUUUGACUGGCUGUUAUAUACCCAAUGACCUUCUACAGCCAAUAGAAUAAAGGGAAAUAAACUUAAUGGUGCAUGUGAUCAUAGCUUGUUGAGAUCAGUAAUGAUGGAUCAACGUUUAACUUUAUGCACUUUGAACGUAGAAGAGAGUGACGGAAAACAUUGCUUAUUUGACGUAACAUCUACACAUGUGACGUUAACGUCGUGACAGGAACGGAAGUCCUAUGAAUGGAAGUCUGGGGCCCCAUAUGAUUACUAUAACUUAGGUUUAUUCGGAGUACUGAUGUUAGUAUAUGAGGCGAAUGUCACCUGCAAAAAGUAAUGGGGAUCGGACUAUAGGGUUCCUAGUUGACUACUUUUCCUAGCCACACCGGGUUCAACUGAGGAUGUGACAAGGGAUGCAGAGAAGAUGGGCAAUAUUGUGCACGUAUAACGUCAGCACAGCUCAACGUGAGCACAGCUCUUGUUACCUGUGGGUACAAAGUUUUGCAAAACUAGUGAUAAUUGAAUAAUUGACAAACUUUUGCAAAUGUUAACCCUUCAUCUGCAGAAGUAAAUAUCUCAAACCAGUUACCAUGCGUUUUAUGUAAUAUAAUUGAUGUGUAAGAACGAGGCGCUCCCCUAGAAGAAGCUGUAUAUCCAUUAAACCGUGAGACCAGCUGUGAUAAUUAACGUGUAGGCCUACUUAGAUAGCUGCAUGUUUCUAGUACCGUAUUUGUUACCUAUAACGUAAUAAUAUGUAGAAUGUUUGUAUAUAUUUAAUGGGGGAAAUAAAAGAAGAAAAGAAA